Messenger RNA from Labeo rohita (rohu), 1736 nucleotides. RefSeq names its product free fatty acid receptor 3-like. The coding region runs from base 124 to 1107 and encodes 327 amino acids. Gene Ontology annotation, molecular function: G protein-coupled receptor activity. The transcript is spliced from 2 exons. Gene Ontology annotation, biological process: cellular response to fatty acid; G protein-coupled receptor signaling pathway. The record is from RefSeq and is a predicted model, not a curated record. NCBI's taxonomy places the organism in Eukaryota, Metazoa, Chordata, Actinopteri, Cypriniformes, Cyprinidae. Gene Ontology annotation, cellular component: plasma membrane.
CGUGUGUGUCACAAUGACCUCAUUAUAAGAAGCAUUAUGUGUGAGAGAAAACGACACUGUCACUUCUGAGUCUGUGGUAGUGGAUUGACUUACUUAAGGUUUGCAUCGACAUCUACAUUGACAAUGGUGUGGACAGUUGGUCUCAGUAAUCUUGUGUUAGGGGUCUACGGAUUCACAUUGAUCACAGGCCUUCCCGCCAAUGUCUUGGCGUUCUACACCUUCUUUCAGAAGGUCCGCCAGCGCCCCACCCCAAUAGACGUGCUGUUACUCAGUUUAACCAUCUCUGAUCUGAUCUUCCUCUUUUUCCUGCCAUUUCGCAUGGUGGAGGCGGCCAACAUGAAAUGGACGAUGCCUUACUUCCUCUGCCCGCUAUCGGGAUUCAUCUUCUACUCCACCAUCUACAACAGCACAUUCCACCUGACGGCCAUCAGCGUGGAGCGCUACCUGGGUGUGGCUUUCCCGAUUAAAUACAAGCUCAAGCGCCACCCUCGGAAUGCUGUGAUAGCCAGCGUCAUAUUCUGGGUGGUGUCGAUGGCACACUGCAGUAUCGUCUACAUCAUGCAAUACUACGAUCAUAAGAACCCCAACUUCACCGCGCCAUACAAACGUGACACCUGUUAUGAAGAAUUCAAUCCUGAACAGCUCAAGAUCCUCCUGCCGGUUCGCCUGGAGCUUUUUGCAGUGCUCUUCUGCAUGCCGUUCCUCAUCUGCUGCUUCUGCUACAUCAAAUUCAUUCACAUCCUUUCCAAUCUGCCCAGUAUCAAUGCUAAGAAGCGGUAUAGAGCCAUCGGGAUGGCGUUGGGCACGCUUCUGGUCUUCAUUAUCUGCUUCAUGCCCUAUAACAUCUCGCACGUGGUCGGAUACGUAGGUAAAUACAGCCCCGAUUGGCGAGUUUAUGCACUGCUCACCAGCACGUUUAAUGCAUGCCUCGAUCCGUUCAUAUUCUACUUCUCGUCUUCGGCGCUCAGAGGAACAUUUAAGAAUGUCUUGCAAGAGUUGUCGAGGCGUCUGCUCAUGCCCUGCUGCCGUUCUGCUCUCUAUUGUCCGCUGUUCAGCUGUUCAAGUACAGAGGAGAAGACUCAGAGCUCGACCGACAGCUCUCUGUAACAUCACAAGCCGGGAUGUUGAGUUUGAUUAGACUGACCUGUGAAAUGUGACUUAAUCUCAGAGGUAUCGGAAGAGAGCCAUGUGGGCCAGUAUUUUUCAGUGCUUUCUUCUGACUGCAGUUGAGCAAUGCUGAUCAGUCUAAAGCAAAUGAACUUGGAUGCGCAGCUUAAUGGACCCGUAUAAUGGACCACUAUUACUAUAGAGGUUUCAGUAUUUUUUUCCAUUCAUUUUUCCCAUAAGGAUUCAUUAAAGCACCAUAAGGCAUGAACUAAACCAUAUAUAUAUAUAUAUGAACUAAUUAUAUGGUUGCAGAAAAACCAGGAGAGAUCGCCUUUACGGUUAGAGAAUUACACGGAUAUGGUACAAAAUAGUUAGAUUUAAAAAGAUGAUAGAUUAUAUUGAUUAGAUGUCAUUUUCAAAAUGUUCUCUGCAUAUUACAAGAGCUUGUCACCCAGCUAUAAGCACUGUUAUUCAGCGAAAUUGAUGUUCGUUAGUGGGAUGACGUUUUUUUUGUGUGGGCAGAGCUUAUCUGGUGUCAGAAAAUGAUGGUUUUUAAGCAGUAGUCUAUGGAGCCAUGGAAUAAAAGAAUAAAAGAAAGGUAAAUUUGAUUUUUUUUUUUUUUUUCACAA